Molecule: messenger RNA, 1353 nt
Organism: Anguilla rostrata (American eel)
Lineage: Eukaryota; Metazoa; Chordata; Actinopteri; Anguilliformes; Anguillidae
Exons: 7
Coding region: 26-1318 (430 amino acids)
Source: RefSeq, a predicted model, not a curated record
CAACGAAUAAUUUUAUGCACUCUUCAUGAAAGACAGGUUAACUAUUCGUCGUACAUCCCAAGAUUUGGAACUUGUUGGGAGAGCUAGCCUACAGUACAGUGAAGUGAAACUACUGUCACUUUUGCGAUUUGUCCGAAGCGCGAUGGAUCAGGUGCGCAGGUCGGCAGGCGAGGUGUUGUGGGGCAUGUGUGCCGCGGAUGCCAUGUCCAUGCCGGUGCACUGGUAUUACACCGUUCAGGACAUCAAGAACGACUUCGGGGGCUGGAUAACGUGCUUCCAGUCGCCGAGGAGCCGACAUCCGUCCAGUAUUCUCACGCUGUCAAACACAGCGGGCAGCGGCCGAUCUCGGUCCUCAGUCCAGCGCCCCCCGGUGGUGGGCAGUGUCAUCCUACACGACAAGCUCAAAUUCUGGAAGUUGCCAGGCGGUUCAGUCCAUUAUCACCAAGGGCUCCCUGCUGGGGGGAACACACUGAACAUGCUGUGCACACUGAGAGCGGCACGGACGCUGACCGAGGGGGGGUCCAGCAGCGUGGGGGGGUCGGGCAGCGUGGGGGGGUCCUGGAGCGCGGCGGACCGGCUGGCCCGCGCGGCGGUACUGGCCGAUUACGUGCGCUUCAUGACCACACCCGGGUCACAUGAUGACACCUACGCCGAAUCCUUCCACAGAGCCUUCUUCUCCGACUGGCAGGAGACACGGCCUACCUCUCCCAGUGAGGUUUUGGAGUUUUCUGAAAGGCGCUAUAAAGAGAAGAUGAGCAGCUCGAUCGCGGACAGCCAGCUGGAUGCCAUCGGCUGCCUCCCCAUGGCGAUCCCUUUCCUACUGCUGUCCGCCCACGCUACUGAAGACCAGGCUGUGACGGCAGCAGUAGAGUUUGUUCGGCUCACUCACCCUCACCCGCGGCUGGACGGGUGCGUCUCCCUGUACGCCCGCGCGCUCCACGCCGCGCUGAACGGGGCGUGUCUCAGGCAGCUGAGCGAGGCGGCGCUACGCUCGCCCGCCCUGGACGUGUGGGACACCUGCCAGCACUACAUGCACAGAGCGUCCAGGUUUCCCGGGAGCUCAGAGGAGAGGCUGCAGGUGCAUCAGAGUGCAGUGGCUGCGCUGGGGCUGGCCUGUUACACUAAAGGUCUCACUUUCCCCUCUGACCAAUCACAUACAGCCCUCACUUUCCCCUCGGACCAAUCACACACAGCCCUCACUUUCCCCUCUGACCAAUCACACACAGCCCUCACUUUCCCCUCUGACCAAUCACAUACAGCCCUCACUUUCCCCUCUGACCAAUCAUACAGCAGCCUUUACACUCAGGUUUGUGUGUGAGAGAAAUACACUGGUCUGUUUCUGUCAGCUUGUGU